CAAACCUGAUUUAGCUUGGCAGCUUCGAUCUCUCGAUUUUAUUUUGUUUGUGUCGGUUUAAACAAAAAUGCUAUCAAAAGCAACGCGUAGAGAUCUAUUUAAACUAUUUUAAGCGUGUAUAAUGUAAUCGGCUUUCAAGUUAAUCCGUGUAUAAAACCAAAAACAUCAACUAAGCGUCAUAACCUCAAAAUGAGUUCCAUACAAGAAAGGCUUCAAUUGAAAAGGAUUCCACUGGAUACCUGGAACGUACGGGAACAGUUAUGCCUGGCUUCAGCCGUGGUCAGGAGUGGGGACCAGAACUGGAUGUCUGUGUCCAGAGCGUUAAAAACCGUCGGGGAACCAAAUAGGCCUGCAGAUUGGUACUCUCAAAAAAGUUGCGCGGCCCAAUACGGAGUACUGCUAGAACAUGUGGAGACCCCAAAGCGCAAGAAACGCAGCUCGGAAGGCGCAGUGGAGACCCCGCAGGAGAGCAUUCUUAAGAAGCUCACUCAGGAGCGCAUCGCUGAGAUACAGGAGGCGGUGGCUGAGAUGAACCGCCAGUAUGAACAACUCAAGAACGAAAUAAACGAAGUCCGCAACCCGGCGACCUCGGAGGAGCGCGUGCGCGAACUGUGGACCGCCAUCGAGACGGCCAAGCGGGCACGCGAGAGAGAAACAGCUAAACGCGCCGCCUGGCUGAAAGAGAGGGAGGAGAGACGAGCGCGCGCGGAGAGGACGUGGCGGCCGCCUGCGCAGCCUAAUCAGAGCGCACCAUCCACGCCGCCGCCGCCAUCGUCGCCGCUCCUCACGUCGUUACUCAAGUCCUCCCCUGUGGUCACCACCCCGCAGCACAUACCGCACCCCGCUACCGUCGUCGAAACUAUAUCGCCGUCUGCCGGCGCCCCGACUCUAUCUAUGCUGCUAGAGAAGCCCGGCUCUACCAGCCCUCACGACAACAAGCAUGCCGCUAUAGAGCACAUCAAGAGUCAGCUGGUGCAGAUAGAGCAACAGCUUAAAGCGAGUACGACCGUGGCCUCCCCCGUCCCUCUCCCCGCGCCCGCGGUGGACAUCGAUGACAUCGAGAUAAAGGCUGAAGAUGUGUACGCCUUCAGAGAUAUCGACCUCCACAUACCGCCCGUCGCCACCAUGCAUAAGGGGGCAGUCAGAGCGAUCGAGAAGCCGCCAUUCAAGAAGGACGAAGAAGAAACUCCCAUGGUCACCGAGGAUGUCAAGGUGGAGGUUGAGCCUGCCCCCAUCGACGUUCAGGUGCAGCCUAUAGAAGAAGAGAAGGCUCCGAAAGAGAUUCCUGCUGAAGAAAUAACUGUAACCGACGAGUUGGUGCCGGAAGUGCAGCCGCCGGAAGAGCCUGCGCCGGAACCGGAAGAGGUCAAGAUCGCGUUCCCGGAGGUCAAGUUCCCCACGCCCGAGAUCAAGGUCAUACACCCGGAGGUCCAGAAGCCGAAGGAGGAAGUGAAAGAACCGGAAGCGCCGCCGCCGGAAGUGGAGCCGGAAGUUGUGGUCGAAGACGUCCCGGAAGUGGUGGAAGAGGUCGCCACUGAAGUCGUUGAAGAAACUAUCGUGCCGCCCGAGCCCUCACCGCCACCGGAACCGGAAGAGGCGCCCCCCCUCCCACCCCUCCCGCCCUUGCCGCCACCACCCCCAGAAGAACCGGCACCGGAAGUGGUGCCAGAGGUCACUGACCUGGACAGCAUCCCUCUACCCAGCGACCCUCCGCCGGAGGACAGUGUUAUAGUUACCGAGAUGCCACCGGAGCAACCCCCUCUACCCCCACUACCGCCGGACCCUCAGCCGGAGGAGACCAUAGAGAACAUAGCGGAGGAGAUCAAGGUGCAGGAGGGCCAGGAGGCCCAGGAGGACAAGGAGGAGGACGCUGAGGCCACCGAAGUGGCCAAUGCAACGCUACCUGCCCCACAGGACUCCAUCCCGCUGAAGGACAUGAUCAAGGACGAACAAGCGGAGGCCGAGGGGCCGAAGGAGGCCGACGGAGAACAACUGGAGCCCCAUGCUGAUACUGAUGAUGACACGCCGAUGGAAGUUCGAAUGUUGAGCCGUGAAGAGGAAAAGGAUGGAAAGAAGAAACGAGAUUAUUCUCGCAAGAAGAAAUCUGAUUCUAGAACUUGCUCGGGCUCCGAGAGCGCGGCGGAGGCGAGCGCCCCGGAUUCCCCGCACGCCAACGAUGCGGAGCGGCAGCACCGGUUGUGGAAACGGUCCGUGAUGCUGGUGUAUAGCAGGUUAUGCGCCCACAAGUACGCGUCACUGUUCCUUCGACCAAUCACGGACGAGGAGGCGCCGGGGUACAGCGUCGUGGUCAAGAGACCCAUGGACCUCACCAGCAUCAAGAGGAACAUAGAAGCUGGGAACAUAAGAACCACAGCGGAGUUCCAGCGCGACAUCCUCCUCAUGCUCUCCAACGCGCUCAUGUACAACAGCAGCGAGCACAGCGUCUACCAGAUGGCUAAGGAGCUCCACGAGGAGGCGGUGUCGCAGCUGGGCAUGCUGCUGGCGGCGCAGGCGCACGCCGGGCUGGCGGAGUGCGCGCCGCGCCGCAAGCGCCGCCGCGCCGACUCGCCGCACCACCACAAGCGCGCGCACCACUAACCACACACCACACGGCUCACUCACACCAUAGAGAGAAAAAAAUACAUAGGGCCGGUUGCACCAAACUGUUCGUACCGUUAAGACGAAACAGGAGCUGAGUUUUAAAUAUUUUACGUAAAUAUACCUGUCUCGCUAACGGAAGCGGCUCCUAAAACUAGUGCGAUAAAGACAAGGCGAAAAAUCCUGCGUAAAAAUCUCAAAAAUCGAGGUUUCGUACUCGACUGUUUCCUCCUCCAAAACUUAACCAAUCGUAACCAAAAAUUUAAAUGAUUAUGAAAUUAUCUGUGUCGGACCGUUUUGCUUUUUUGGCUAAUUGAUAUCAGUUUUGAAUACUACGCCUCUCAUUGCGGAAUAGUCAAUAAGGCCAUUUUGGCCAUUUUUGAAGGGCUCUAGCACCUUAAAAAACAAAAACAUCAAAAAAAGCAAAACGGUCCGAUACAGAUAUUGACAAUAUUAACCUGUGUUGAAAAAAUCAUUGCUCUAGCAUCAAAACCCACGGAGGAAACAGUCGAGUACGUUUGUAUGGAGAAAUGACCACUCCUGUUGGCUCUUAAAGAGUUCGCUAAAUUUUUUAUGUAUGGAAAGUUUCAUAGUAAAGCGCCGGGACGCGCCGGCUGACGUUGAUCAGUCUGUCAAAUGUGGUUGGUGCAACUGGCCCUAUAACUACACACCACGCGGGUCACUCACACCAUAGAAAAAAAAUACAUAGAUAGCUCAUUCCAUACAUCAGUUUUGGUAUGUACCAAAAAGACUAUUAUUUUCAUAGUCGACAUCUAGCAUCGAGUAGCGGAAUUAUCAAUACUUUUAGUAGCAGUAGUAGUACUGCUACAUGACAAUAUAUGUAGCACCGAGCAGAAAGUCUAAUACUCAACAACAUAAGAUUUUCCGGUACUACAUCUAUUGUCACUUGACAGUACUACUACUACUACUUAAAGUACUAAUAAUUCCGCUACUCGAUGCUAGAUGUCGACUAUGAAAAUAAUAGUCUUUUUGGUACCAAAACUCAUGUAUGGAGUGAGCUCUAUAUAUUUUUUUCUCUAUGGUUAGGGCAAGGUAGCAAUUUCUAAAAAAUAUUAAUUUCGCGUGGUCUCGUCGUAUACCGAUCACUAAAACUCUACUUAACCCCUUAGAAUUGUCGCAGAUGACUAAAAUGUUAGGUCAAAUGCCAAUAUUGUGUAAUAAAAUGUAAUUAAGAAUAAAACUUUUUUAAAUUAA
Cydia fagiglandana is the source of this 3813-nucleotide messenger RNA. Its product is annotated as bromodomain-containing protein 8-like. The transcript is spliced from 17 exons. The record is from RefSeq and is a predicted model, not a curated record. Bases 190 to 2598 code for a protein of 802 amino acids. Gene Ontology annotation, molecular function: protein binding. Gene Ontology annotation, cellular component: NuA4 histone acetyltransferase complex. NCBI's taxonomy places the organism in Eukaryota, Metazoa, Arthropoda, Insecta, Lepidoptera, Tortricidae.